AUGGAGGAAGAAGUUGCUGCUCUCGUCAUCGACAAUGGCCCGGUCGCGGUCGUUGCCACCCCUAAUCCGCCCACGACGGGAGAUGGAAUCCAUCCCAAUGGCUUUCCACCUCCCUUCAAAAUUACCAAAUGGCGCUCCAAGGACUAUGAGAACUAUGAUACUGAUGAUAUGCGAUGUAGUUCGGGUAUGUGUAAGGCCGGUUUCGCCGGUGACGACGCACCACGAGCUGUCUUCCCCUCCAUUGUCGGUCGUCCCCGUCACCAUGGUAUCAUGAUUGGUAUGGGUCAGAAGGACUCCUACGUUGGUGAUGAGGCACAGUCCAAGCGUGGUAUCCUCACGCUCCGUUACCCCAUUGAGCACGGUGUUGUCACCAACUGGGACGACAUGGAGAAGAUUUGGCACCACACCUUCUACAACGAGCUCCGCGUUGCCCCCGAAGAGCACCCCAUUCUCUUGACCGAAGCUCCCAUCAACCCCAAGUCCAACCGUGAGAAGAUGACCCAGAUCGUGUUCGAGACCUUCAACGCACCCGCAUUCUACGUCUCCAUCCAGGCCGUUCUGUCUCUGUACGCUUCCGGUCGUACCACUGGUAUCGUUCUCGACUCCGGUGACGGUGUCACCCACGUCGUCCCCAUCUACGAGGGUUUCUCUCUUCCCCACGCUAUCUCGCGUGUCGACAUGGCUGGCCGUGAUUUGACCGAUUACCUGAUGAAGAUCCUCGCUGAGCGCGGUUACACUUUCUCCACCACUGCCGAGCGUGAAAUCGUCCGUGACAUCAAGGAGAAGCUCUGCUACGUCGCCCUCGACUUCGAGCAGGAGAUCCAGACUGCUUCCCAGAGCUCCAGCCUCGAGAAGUCCUACGAGCUUCCCGAUGGACAGGUCAUCACUAUUGGCAACGAGCGCUUCCGUGCUCCCGAGGCUCUGUUCCAGCCAAACGUUCUUGGUCUUGAGUCUGGCGGUAUCCACGUCACCACCUUCAACUCCAUCAUGAAGUGUGAUGUUGAUGUCCGUAAGGAUCUGUACGGCAACAUUGUCAUGUCUGGUGGUACCACCAUGUACCCCGGUAUCUCCGACCGUAUGCAGAAGGAGAUCACUGCUCUUGCUCCUUCUUCCAUGAAGGUCAAGAUCAUCGCUCCCCCCGAGCGCAAGUACUCCGUCUGGAUCGGUGGAUCCAUCCUGGCCUCCCUGUCCACCUUCCAGCAGAUGUGGAUCUCCAAGCAGGAGUACGACGAGAGCGGUCCUUCCAUCGUUCACCGCAAGUGCUUCUAA
Penicillium expansum is the source of this 1269-nucleotide messenger RNA. RefSeq names its product actin ACT1 (gene act1). The record is from RefSeq and is a predicted model, not a curated record. NCBI's taxonomy places the organism in Eukaryota, Fungi, Ascomycota, Eurotiomycetes, Eurotiales, Aspergillaceae. The coding region runs from base 1 to 1269 and encodes 422 amino acids. The transcript is spliced from 6 exons.